GGACUAGCUGAGUAAUAUUACACUCUCAUAGCCAAGAGUUGCUUUUGUCAUUUCUUUCUUCUUCUUGUUUGGCCCUUUGCAGACAUCCCUUUGAAAUGUCAGAUCAGCGAUUGUUCUGUAGGUUGAUCACACUUAUUUGUAUUUUUUAAUUACAAAAAAUUUUCUACAGAAAGCAGCCGUUUGUGCAUUGUUGGUACUACAUCAAGUUUUAUGCUUGAGCUGCUGGUCAUUUUGUGUUUUAUUUGUAUUGCUCUGCACUUGUAAUGUGUGUUUUAAGAAUUUAUCUAACAUUCCACAAUGCUGUCUUUCUAGUUUCCAUUCCUCUUCUCUUUUCUCUUUAUUUUAAGGUCGUGAUGCUCCCAUUUUCGCCAUGCAGCCUCCUGAACCUCGGAGCAGAGACGAGUUUUUACAAUACUUCUGUCCCCUCACACUGGACAUCAACACGGCAAACAGAGACCUCCGUCUGUCUGAAGAGGACAAGAAGGUGACAUGUAAGAGGACCAAGGCCAAAUAUCCUUAUCAUCCUGACAGAUUUGACUACUGUCCCCAAGUCUUGUGCAGAGAGGCUCUGACUGGGACUUGCUGCUACUGGGAGGUGAAGUUCACUGGACACUGGGUGAGGAUAGGAGUCACAUAUAAAGGACUGAGCAGGAAAGGACUGGGCAGAGAAUACAGCCUUGGGAACAAUGAGCAGUCCUGGAGUUUGUUCUGCUCUCAUUCUCAAUGUUUUGUGAGUCACAAUAGACAGAGGACCAUAAUCAGCGCCCCCUACAGUCCCAGAAUAGGCGUGUAUCUAGACUGGCCUGCUGGCUCACUGUCAUUUUAUAGCGUCUCACACACAAUGACCCUCCUGCACAGGUUCAACAACUCCUUCACUGAGCCCCUCUAUCCAGGGUUUUGGGUUGGUCCUGACUGCAGUGUAACAGUCUACCAUCUGACACCAUAUAACUACUGACCAGUACCCUCCACUGGUCACUCGAUGUCCCCUCAAGCGCAGGUCCAUUUUGUGUUUUUCAGUUUGGGGUUAAAGUGAAUUUCACUAUGAGGGGACAGCACCUCUGUGACCAUAAUUGGGGUUAAGAAUGUAGGACAAGUUUGGUUAUCAGGGUCUUCAUUAUUAUUGGAUUGGAGUAGCCAAUCAGGUGUGUUGCGUUAUCACAGUAAGGGGUGGUGACAUCUCAGACUUUUAAAUACCAGUCUGACCAGCAGUGGUCAUGGUUGCUUCACAGCCCCAU
Messenger RNA from Erpetoichthys calabaricus (reedfish), 1235 nucleotides. Its product is annotated as tripartite motif-containing protein 16-like. Bases 371 to 955 code for a protein of 194 amino acids. Gene Ontology annotation, molecular function: protein binding. The transcript is spliced from 2 exons. The record is from RefSeq and is a predicted model, not a curated record. Lineage: Eukaryota; Metazoa; Chordata; Cladistia; Polypteriformes; Polypteridae.